CAUUGAAUAAAGUUUUUUUUUCCUUUUUGUUUUGGGCAACCCAAAGGAAAGGCUAAGUCUAGCUGGGUUCCAAUUGCAGAAUGAGCAAGGUCGACUAUCGCUUGUAUUUGUGCAGCAACUGCUGUCGGCGCUGUCUGUGGAGCGAGCUGUCCGCGCAGGAGCAUCGCUGCACGCGCUGUCGCCUGCCGUUCCAUGCCUGCGCGAUCUGUGAUCGCAGGUUCGAGCCGCGUGAUCGCACCGAGCUCUACUGCAAGCGCUGCGAUUUUCAUUUGGUUAAGCACGUCUCGGCCACGCCGCCGCCAGUGCUGGACCUGGAGCUGGAUUCGGAUAUGGAGCCGGAGCUGUUCGGGCCGCCGCGCGAUCGCUCGAUGGCGCAGCGUUGGAAGGACAUCAAGUCUGCAGCCGGCAUUGUAGAGGAUGGCUACUUCCUCGACUGAAUUGUUAACUGUAAACUGCAAACUGCUUUACAAAUAUAGCGUCGCUGUCAUCACAAGACGCAGCUGAAUCUCUGCUCCAUUUGGCAACUUACA
Molecule: messenger RNA, 530 nt
Organism: Drosophila hydei
Lineage: Eukaryota; Metazoa; Arthropoda; Insecta; Diptera; Drosophilidae
Exons: 1
Coding region: 81-437 (118 amino acids)
Source: RefSeq, a predicted model, not a curated record